CGAACUCGGUUAUUCCUUUACCACUACCAUCGAAAGGUGUUGGUUUAUGUAAUAAUACUGGCGUGGAUUGUUUUAUUAAUUCUACAUUACAAUGUCUUAUGCACACCCAACCGUUUGCAAAUUUUUUAGAGCGUAAUUUAAGAUGUACGUGUUCUGGUUUCUGUGGAUUAAGAGAGUUGUCUAUUUUACGAAUGUGUGCAUUAAAAGCAAGAUAUAUGAUAAGAAAUAGGGAUUUGCAUCGUAAUCUUAAAGCUAUUGACCCAUGUGCGGAUUUUUACCAUCAAAAUGACGCUUUUCUAUUCCUCUGUGGAUUAAUCUCCAAUCAAAUUGAACGCUGUUGCAAUUCUUUACAAUCUACAGCUGCUUUUUUUGAUAGGGUAUUUAAAACAACCUGGCGUAAUGAGGUCAUUUGCACAACAUGUUCGCAUAAGUCUAUAACUUACAAACAGGAGCAAGCUAUUCAAGUUGGAUUAGGAAAAAUGCUUAUAGGCAGUGUUCGAGAUUGGGCCGGUCCUUAUCCACUUAAUGAUUACAAAUGCGACAAAUGUAAUAAUAAUACUUGCACACAAAAAUGCAAUUUAACUCGUUUACCUGAAAUUUUGAUCAUUCAAGUGAAGCGUUUCCGAUACGAUCGAGGCUUACAACGUUGUAUCAAAGUUAACAGUCAUAUGAGUUAUAACGAAAUUUUGGAUAUGUCUGAAUUUUGUGUGCAUCCGGGAGAAGACGCAAGAUACCGACUUUCUGCAUCAAUUAUUCACGUUGGAAGUUCACCACGAAGCGGUCAUUAUUACGCUUAUGCCAAAACUGCCUCUGGCUGGGUUAAAUUUAAUGAUAGCGUGACGACAAAUGAAAAUACUCCAUCAACUGCUACUAUAUUAUCAAAAUCUGAAAUGAAAAUCAAUAAAUCACCGUGUAAUACCAUCAAACACGUCACCAAAAAACAAUUUAAUAAUGUUUCAUUAAAUGGUAAAGUUUCUGAUGGUAUUCAGCCAUUAGCAACUGAAAGCAUGGUUUCAAUCAAGACCGACGUGACCAAAGAUUUAUGCAAUAAUAAAAAUUCGUGUGAGAUUGUAGAUGCUGUCAAAUCUAAUGAUAAUAUUAGAUCGAAAGAACCCGAUAUAAUUCAAUUAGAGACUAGUAAUGUUAAGUCAAUAUCAGGGCCGAUAUAUGAUAGUAAUUCUCCUACAACAUCAAUCUGUAGUAAGGGAUCUAAUGCUAGCAAUACAAACAUAAUUGAGUACGGACAAUGUCGUUGGAUUGUUGAAAAUAUUCCAUCAAUAAGUUUUUUGAAUGGUGAUUGGAAAAGAAGAUUCUCACGUAAUGAAAAUAAACCAAUUCGCAAGAAACGAAGAAGAUUUAAAAAAAAGUAUGAGGGGAUAUUUUAA
Molecule: messenger RNA, 1385 nt
Organism: Dentiscutata heterogama
Lineage: Eukaryota; Fungi; Glomeromycota; Glomeromycetes; Diversisporales; Gigasporaceae
Source: the annotation of a GenBank genome assembly